CCAUGAUAGAUACACCAUCAAGGGGGUUUCUCGAAUCAAAAUAAACAACAUCCGAGUCAAACCGCCCAAAAUUAAUCAGAAAAAUCCUUCUUCACAUCUUGGAAUAAAAAUUGAGAAAUAAUGUUAAACAAAAUGUGAGCGUAAGUACAUUUCAACCCAUGGGUUCGGCACGAUUCCUUCUGAUAACCCACACGAAAUAAGGGUAGCUUAUAACAAACACUGUGCUUAGCUCCAGGUCGAGCUGUGUGCUUAGCUCCAGGUCAACUCCAGCCUCGGUUCGAGAGUUCGUGGAUCAUUUUUUUAACCAUGAUGUUGAUCUCCUUGUAUGGCGACAUCGGGCCUUAACGAUAUCGCUUGCAAUGGUUUUUCAAUAUUGUCGAUGGGGUGGGCCCUAAGAUGGAAUGCUUUCAAACAUGCGUAGACCGAGGAAACAAGUGCGACUUUUCCAAAGAUAAGCUCACAUGCUUCGACUGUGGGAGGUAUCGUUGCGGCUACAACGUUCCUGGAGUAAACUGCACCCAGUGUCGUAAGCAGGGGAACUGUAAGUGCAGCGACGACAGGUGUGAUUGUAAAAAAUUCGAUUGUUGGCGAUGGUUUCUCGAGCUUCUAGGACUUGCCAGUCCGAAAGGAAAGCUAAAUAAGAGAACCACCGGCGACGCAAAGGACAAGGACUUUUGCGCGAGUGUUGUAGAUGAUCAGUUACAGGAUCCUCUCGAGAUAAAGAUCUGUCGUUCUAAAGAAGGCUACUCGCACUCCAUCCAACGCAUCUGCUCCAAGCAGUUCGCCUGCGAAAGGUCCUCGAGGACCAGCUGUGAAAAGCUAGCCGAAUCCUGUCGAGACUCUCCGGAUAAAAAAUUCAGGUACGCCGACGGUAAGCCAGAGGCGCCCGACGAGGCGUCGUACCAUGUAACCACACCGAAGUCCGGUCCCGAAGGGAAGUCCGAGUCGGUAACUGAAUCCAAACCGAAGAAUCACGAGGAGAAAGAGAAAGAGAAAAAGAAAAGAGGGCGAGACAAGUCCCCCAAGUGGACAUCCAGCAAUUCGAGUUCAGCCUCGAGGGGGCGGGGCAGAAAAAGGAAGCACAAGCACCGCAGCUCCCACGGCAGUCCGUCCAAAUCGAGUUUACACAAUCUUAAAAGGGAAAACAGCGACUUAAGCAGCCAGUCCAGGAAGAGUAAGAAAGGCAGCUGCUCGUCCAGCAUCUCUUCGUGCAGUCCCAUAUUUAAACCUUACAGGCACAAGUACUCAUUUCUCCGGUGCGCUUCCUUCAGCUACGCCCCCAAAACCGGCCACAGCGGUGGACGCUGCGCUACUCCACCCCCAACGACAGAGACCGGUCUAGGACACAAGUACUCGCGAACUUCGUGCCCCCCGUGCCCCAUAUCCGCACCUUCUACGAGAUUAGCUAGGAGCGAUUUUUCAUCGAUUUGCGGCGACAAGCAAAAUAAGGAAGGAACGAGAGAAGUCUGCCCAGCCAUGUCCUGCAGUAGGAACACGACGAGUUGGAAGCCGGUUAAAAAUAAUUUACCAACAGUUUACCACAGCCCCCAUCGGUGCUCACCUGGCUACUGCAAACUUCCGUGCCGAUCGCAAAGUUUCCACACCACCAUGAUGAAAAGUCCGUCCCCAGUAGCCUGCUGCGUUCCCAACCGUUUAGCUUGCUGUUCGCCAUGCGAUAUGCCAUGCGGGCGGUUACGCAGUAGGGCUCAGAAAUCGUGCUGCCCCAUGACGAGAAAAUCGAGGAGUUGCCCACGACCCUGCCUGUGUCCCCUCAGAUCGACAUGCUGCAGCCCACCGCCUUGCUACAAGGCGGGAUGCCCGAAACAAGUCAGGCAGUGCUGCAAAAUUUCUCCCACGCAGUGCGGACCGUGCUGCACAAAGGCAUGCUGCCUCCCGUGUCCAAGAAAGUUUCAAGUUUUGCCAUACUGCCCAAAGACACAAAACUACAGCCUCUAUGCAUCCCUACCCAAAUGUGUUAAAAGCAGCCCUUGCCCGUGCCCGAGUGGAAAGUGCACUUGCCCAUCACCGACUAAACUGUCUUUCACCAGCAAGAGCAACAGGCCGUGCUGUUCGUCCUUGGCCCAGAUGAAUCCAGUUUGCUGCUCGGGGUUCAACUCAAGCUACAUGAAAUCAAGGCAAGGUGACGCGAUAUGUCAGCAGCUUUUAAACAAGUAUACCAACAACAAAGGUCCUGCCCGAUGUUGUCCCCCGGUGUGCACGGGGGGCAGUUUUUGCGUGACCCCGUGCACGGAGCUCUCCACCACACCUUUCAAAUUAAGCGCCUAUCUCAACACCGGCUGCAGAAAGUCCUGCUGUGGAACGGGUGGACUAGGCUCGGGGAGUGCAGGUGGCGGGAAACGAACUGGAUGCAUAGGGGGUCUUGGAUGCGGUAGCACUGGUGGCGGUUGCAGGUCAUGUCUGCCAUUCACAUCCGAAUUAGGAAAAGCGUUCUGCGCGGACUGUCAGAACUACACGCACUCCAGGAAACCAUUGUCCCCAGAUGAAAAAAAUAAGAAAAAUCAGAUCAUUGAAUUUAACAGUUCCCCUUGCAAGAAGGAGCCUCGGUGUGAGAUUUCACUUGCCCCCCACUGUCUACGGCGGACCGGCCCGCGCAGUCCCGUGCGAGAGUAUCUCGAUAAGCUGAUGGUGUCAACGAGAAAAAAGAGCGAGAGAGUGGAAAAACUGAUCAAACUCAACGAACUGCCUGAGCCCAAACAAGAACCGAAAUCGCCACAUCCAUCUUCUCAAAAAGUUAGCCCGAAGAAAAAAGAUCAAAAGUCCAAACCGCUGGUCGAAGAAGCAGCCGUGGAGUCACCUGGUGAAAAUCCGGCCAAGCCAACGGAUGAGAAGCCCGCGCAGUCGACUGAUGAAAACGCGAGCGCCAUAAAUGGUCUCGAAUCCAACUGCGGGGUUAGUUUAAGCCCUCAGCAUGACAACUUGCAGUUCCUCCAAGAAACGUCUCCCAUGAGCAUCUUGAGCGUCGACAGCUCAGCUAUUGGCACUGAAAAGUCUUUCAAUAACAACUAUGGCGCAGACUCGUACGAUCGCAGCGCCGCCUACACCGUGUCGGCUCCGAUAUCCUACGAGUAUUCGCCGUUCCGCUACGGUCCCGGCAUGCGUUAUGAAAACUACAACACGGAACCUUACGGCAGCGUCCGCCGUCCCGGCAACACAAUGGGCGCUUGCAGGGAUACCCGCUUGUCGUGCAACACGUUCGGUUUGUACACGCCGCCCUACACCUAUUUGGGAACCUCCUACGAGAUCCGGAAAGAGGCGCGAAGCUACCACGAGGAGGGCUACCACUAUAGGAUGAGCUUGUCGUCCAACUGGAACGUCAAUGCCGUGUCCAAGCCCAAGUUCCGCGCCUCGACGGCCUACGUCAAAAGGCCGGAGAACCCGAUGUACCAGAGCUACCCCAAAACGAUCAUAUACAGCAAGCUCGAGUCGGAGAUUCAACAGAGGAUACGGCAGAUCAAAAAGAUCAGCUGCCCGCCCACCAACAGCUCGUGGAGGAAACAGCACGUGGAUGACCCGGCCAAAAUGCCUCCACCUUACGACGACACGAGCUACUCGCUAAAGGGCGAGUCCACCUCGGAGAGCCACCCCGUCGUCACUGACUUCAUCAACGACAGCUGGAGGGCCAUCAAGGAGAUUAAGAAAGUGCGAGCCAGUGAAGAGAUGAAGAUCGAGAAUAAGAAAUACACCCAGAAAAAGUACUCGUUGAGCGGCCCAAUUGUGCCGGAAUAUUUAGCAUCGGAUCUGCACAGGUAUUCGGUCCCAACGUCUGCUCAAAUAAUCGCAGCCAAAGAUGCUGGGGAAGCCGGGGUCAUCAAGGAGCAGACGAGCCCAAAGUUUGCCAAGGAGGCGGACGUCUUUGAGACGAGCAGCAAGCAAGACAUCCCCAAAGACGCGACUGAGAACAACGCGGUCACUUCCCUGGGAAUCGACAGCGAAACGGGAGACUCGCUGGUUUUGGCGACGCCUCCGACCAAUGAGCUGGACGACGCCCGUGCAGAGAAACAAAAACGAGAGGAAGAGACGUGUCCACGAAACGAGUCUUCCGUUGACGGUGAUGUUUACGGUUCUCCGGUGGUGAGCGGCAAGCCCACGGGUGACUUGACCAGCAAACCGGAAACAAAGGAGAAUAAAGCGGAAAAUAAAGCGGACGGUGGAGAAUGUCAGACGCCAGUUUUUCAGAGCCUCCUCGAGCGUUUCGAAGAAACUGUCCAGGUAUUUGUACGCUCAAAACUUAAAGGCGACGCCUUUGAUAUUUGCAGUGUCAACAAAGAUGAAGCCCCAUGUAACACCAAGGAUGUGCCCGAAUGGGGCAUGGAUAACAGGUCGAAAAACCAGGCUGCAGACAGCUCGGGGUCCAAGAGCUCACCAAAAAGCUCCUGCUCUCGAAGUGCCAGCUGCGUGCAGAGCCAAGUUUCCGGAAGUUACCUGAGCGGUUCCUGCUCGGCGUGCAACAUCUCCGCCAGCCUCGGGACGUCCUCCACGACCAUCACCUUGGCGGCCAGCAGAUCCAACCAAUCGCUGGUGUCCUUGUCCAACAUUGAACUGGCCCACUCGUCAGAAACCCUUCGACCAAACGCUGACACGUACAGCUCAUCCAACAAGCAGCACUCCUCCGAAACGCGGCGACUCGCGCCCGAGACUUCGAAAUAUCUCCGGGACCGCAACUCGUUGCUUGAAAGCGACUGCUCACCGCAGAUUUUUGCGAAGCGGUCGAGUGGAAUGGAUUCGUAUCAGAUAAAGGAAGUGACCGCCCACAACAUGGCGGAGAACGUCGACUGCAGAAUGCAACGAGGCAGACACGGGGAGAUGAUGGGCGAUAAUGACUCUGCGGGCUGUUACCCCUUCAUGAGACUGUCUCCCUUGUACGACAUCAACAACGGCAGCUGUGUGGACCCCGUGGACGACGCUCAGAGCACGAAUAUUGAUAUCCUGAUAGGCAGCAGCGUCGAUCCGAUCAAGUGUGGGCCGGACACGCCCAUGAUCUACGGGCACAGCGUCAACGACACGUUCCACGAGUUGGCGGGCGACUUUGAAUCGAACCACAGUCUCGUCUCGUGGUCUCAGGUGAAGCUAUCUCCGGCGGGCGAGGACGAAGACCCGAGGAUGGCACAAGUCCUCACCUCGGAACUUAAGAACAAGAGAGGCCCCGAGGUCAGUGGGGAAGGUGCUUUGAGUUGUGUGAUGAAGGAUUUCAUCCGCCAUUACGGCACCCCCGUGUGAACUUCACGGUACCGUGCCCGGUAACCCUGUGUGAGCUUUACACCAAAUCUAAAAGCACAGCAUAAACCAGCUAACAAUCAACCUGGACUGCACUCUCCACAAGCUAAACCACGUGUGCUGUUUUACUUGCAAUUUCUAUGUGUAAGACGUGUAUGUUCAUAUUUAAAGUUUAUAGCCACAUACAGGUUGGCUUCAACAUAAACAUGAGUUUGGAAAAAAAAGAUUUCAACAACGCUUUGGUCGAUCGGUCCGUCAUCAGGCAACGCUUUGGUCGAUCGGUCCGUCAUCAGGCAACGCUUUGGUCGAUCGGUCCGUCAUCAGGCAACGCUUUGGUCGAUCGGUCCGUCAUCAGGCAACGCUUUGGUCGAUCGGUCCGUCAUCAGGCAAUGUCAUCAAGCAACGCUGUGGUCGGUCGGUCCGUAAUCAGGCAACGCUUUGGUCGAUCGGUCCGUCAUCAGGCAACGCUUUGGUCGAUCGGUCCGUCAUCAGGCAACGAUUUGGUCGAUUGGUCCGUCAUCAGGCAACGCUUUGGUCGAUCGGUCCAUCAUCAGGCAACGCUUUGGUCGAUCGGUCCGUUAUCAGGCAACGCUUUGGUCGAUCGGUCCGUCAUCAGGCAAAAAUAUUAAGUCAUUAGCGAAUAUUCUCUUAUUUAUCAAACUAUGAUUAUGAAGCAAAUAUAAAUUAGUGUUUCCAUCGGUCGUUAUACAUCUGUCUCUAUACAACGGUCAUUAUACAUCUGUCAUAAUACAUCUGUCAAAUAUACUGAUAUCAGGAAUAAAAUGAUUGUAUUGCAAAUUUCGUAAUUCACACUUUUCUGUCAUUCAAAAUGCCUUAAGUCUCAGGGUUUACUUGACAGUGCCCUGACACAGUGUCCUAGUUAAGCUCAUAAUGUCCUAGCCCAGUUUGCAAGUAUAGUUCAUAAUGUCCUAGCCACAGUUUGCUAGUUUAGUUCAUAAUGUCCUAGCCCCCGUUUGCUAGUUUAGUUCAUAAUGUCCUAGCCCCUAGGUUAUAACUUUUUUAAAUUUAAUUUUGGGGGUUGGGGCAACAAUGAACUGAUUUGUUAAUUGUACCUGAGACGGUAGCAUGGUGUUGUGGCACAAUCAAACCUCCACCACACAAUCAUUGCGUGUUACACAGCACUGUGUCAAUCUGCCUAUACAACCAGUCUGCC
Molecule: messenger RNA, 6409 nt
Organism: Lymnaea stagnalis (great pond snail)
Lineage: Eukaryota; Metazoa; Mollusca; Gastropoda; Lymnaeidae
Source: the annotation of a GenBank genome assembly